This is a messenger RNA of Recurvomyces mirabilis, 978 nucleotides long. It is a transcript of the gene atg5, whose product is annotated as Autophagy protein 5. The record is from RefSeq and is a predicted model, not a curated record. Gene Ontology annotation, cellular component: Atg12-Atg5-Atg16 complex; cytoplasm; phagophore assembly site membrane. Bases 1 to 978 code for a protein of 325 amino acids. Gene Ontology annotation, biological process: nucleophagy; autophagy of mitochondrion; C-terminal protein lipidation. The transcript is spliced from 2 exons. NCBI's taxonomy places the organism in Eukaryota, Fungi, Ascomycota, Dothideomycetes, Mycosphaerellales, Teratosphaeriaceae. Gene Ontology annotation, molecular function: Atg8-family ligase activity.
AUGCCCGUCCCUUCAGAGCGCAUCGCCAAUUUACAGACCAAGAUAUGGAGCGGCUCACUACCUCUCGAGAUCAGACUCGCGGCCGCAGACUGUCGUACAUAUGAUCAGUCCGAGCCAUACAUAAUACAGUACCCACGACUGUCAUACUUAGCUUUCCUGUUGCCACGACUGUACAGCUUCUUCGCCACCUCGCUCAUUCACCCUGACAUUUCAGCUCCCGAAGCAUGGCUCUCCUUCGAGGAUGUGCCCCUAAAGUGGAACCAUGCGGCAGGUCUGCUGUAUGAUCUAUACUCUGGAGCCGAUCCGGUCAAUGUCGAACGCCUUGGCGUUAUCCAGUCCAGCUCUCUGCACGGCCAGAUACCAAGUACAGUCUCGUCUGGACCUCUGCCGUGGCGGUUGACUGUACAUUAUUCUGACUUUCCACAUGAUCAACUGAUCCAACUAGACUUGGAUGGUAGGACUAUGCUCGAUGCCUUCAUCAAUGCCGUGAAGGAAGCAGAUUUCAUCCGAAAUGGUACGGCGAGGACCGUUAUGAGCCUGAGCAAAGAAGACUCAGACAGGCUGUGGUUGGCAGUGCGCACACAUGACCGCACUCUGUUCAACUCCAUGAACACAAAGCUUCUCAACCCACCAGGCCUCGAGCUACGCCACGUCCCAAUCAAGGUCUACCUCCCGACAUCAGCAUCUCAACCGGCUUCAGACACGAUACCAGAAGAAACGACGAUGGCUACAGCAGGUCACAUCCGGGUCGUACAGUUCCUUGCACCACUACUUUUGCCAUCAAAACACCCGCAGACUCUUGGCACGGCUUUGAAUACUGCUCUGCCCACCAUCUUUCCGAGCAGACGGAACCCGCUGCUAGCACAGCCUGUACUUCACGGUGCUGCUGUUCCGAUGGUGGCGAACCUGGAGGAGCUUAGUCGGGCAGUCGCCUACACCGACGGGUUCUUGCAUGUAGCUAUUGUUAUGCUUGGCUGA